Molecule: messenger RNA, 2526 nt
Organism: Saccharomyces mikatae IFO 1815
Lineage: Eukaryota; Fungi; Ascomycota; Saccharomycetes; Saccharomycetales; Saccharomycetaceae
Gene: EPL1
Product: Epl1p
Exons: 1
Coding region: 1-2526 (841 amino acids)
Biological process (GO): regulation of transcription by RNA polymerase II
Cellular component (GO): piccolo histone acetyltransferase complex
Source: RefSeq, a predicted model, not a curated record
AUGCCGACUCCUUCAAAUGCUAUAGAAAUCAAUGAUGGCUCACACAAAGCUGGUAGAAAUACGAGGCGAUCUGGAUCGAGAAGUACGCACGAUGACAGUCUGGAACCACUUUCGAAUGGCGAUUCAGGCGCUGGAGCCAGCGCCGGGAGCAGUAAUAGUCGAUUUAGACAUCGGAAAAUAUCUGUGAAGCAGCACCUGAAAAUAUUCCUGCCCAACGAUCUGAAGCAUUUGGAUAAAGAUGAACUGCAGCAGAGAGAAGUGGUUGAGAUCGAAACAGGUGUGGAGAAAAAUGAAGAAAAGGAGGUUCAUUUGCAUCGAAUAUUGCAGAUGGGUGGAGGACAUACAAAACAGAAAAACUACAUUCCGACCCCAGAUGCUUCUAUGACUUGGAAUGAAUAUGAUAAGUUCUAUACGGGAAAUUUUCAGGAGACUACCAGCUACAUCAAAUUCUCCGCCACUGUAGAGGAUUGUUGUGGUACCAACUACAAUAUGGAUGAAAGAGAUGAGAAGUUCUUAAAUGAGCAAGUUAACAAAAAAGAUUCUCCAGAUAUUUUAACUGAAGACGAAUUUGAAACUCUUUGUUCAAGUUUUGAACAUGCAAUUCACGAACGUCAACCUUUCUUAAGUAUGGAUCCUGAAAGUAUACUUUCUUUUGAGGAAUUGAAGCCCACAUUAAUGAAAUCAGAUAUGGCCGAUUCCAAUUUAAGAAAUCAAUUAAAUCAUGAAAUUAAUUCUCAUAAAAUCCAUUUCAUCACACAAUUUGAUCCUAUUUCUCAAAUGAAUACGAGACCUUUAAUUCAGCUGAUUGAGAAGUUCGGCUCUAAAGUUUACGAUUAUUGGAGAGAAAGAAAAAUCGAAGUUAACGGGUACGAAAUUUUCCCGCAGUUGAAAUUUGAAAGGCCGGGUGAGAAAGAAGAAAUAGAUCCAUACGUUUGCUUCAGAAGAAGAGAGGUGAGACAUCCGAGGAAAACAAGGCGUAUAGACAUCUUAAAUAGUCAGCGUUUACGGGCCCUACAUCAAGAGUUAAAGAACGCCAAGACCUUGGCACUACUUGUUGCUAAACGUGAGAAUGUUACUCUAAAUUGGAUUAAUGAUGAAUUGAAAAUAUUUGAUCAAAGGGUGCAACUCAAGAAUUUGAAGAGAUCACUUAAUAUUAGUGGAGAAGAUGAUGACUUGGUCAAUCACAAAAGGAAGCGUCCAGUGAUUAUCACAGUCGAGCAGAGAGAGGCUGAACUGAGGAAGGCUGAACUCAAAAGAGCAGCUGCCGCUGCAGCUGCUACAAAGGCUAAAAAUAAUAAAAGAAAUGGCCAACUUGAAGAAAAAUCUUCUAAGCUGACCAAGCAGCAGCAGCAGCAAUUACUACAACAGCAGCAGCAGCAGCAGCAACAGAACGCCCUUAAAUCUGAAAACGGUAAACAACUUAUCCCCGCCUCGUCUUCUUCAACGUCGCAGCCCAUUACAUCCCAUGUUUAUGUUAAACUACCAUCUUCAAAAAUUCCCGAUAUUGUAUUGGAUGAUGUAGAUGCUUUAUUAAAUAGCAAAGAGAAAAACGCGAGGAAGUUCGUCCAAGAAAAGAUGGAGAAACGUAAACUUGAGGACGCUGACGUCUUUUUCAAUUUGACGGAUGAUCCAUUCAACCCAGUAUUUGAUAUGUCGUUACCUAAAAAUUUCUCCACAAGCAAUAUUCCAUUUGCGUCUAUUGCUUCAUCAAAUUUCCAAAUAGAUAGAUCAUUUUACUCCGCACGUUUGCCAGAAUACAUGAAAGGUUUAUCAGAUGAUAUCAAAAUAUACGAUUCAAAUGGCCAUUCUAGAAGCAAGGAUAGCAACCAUUUGAAUACUAGAAGAAUUAAAAAAACCGAACUGUAUGACCCUUUCCAGGAAAAUCUGGAAAUUCAUUCGAGAGAAUACCCAAUAAAAUUCAGAAAGAGAAUUGGUAGAGCCAACAUUCAAUAUAUUGAUCGUAUGCCAAAUUAUACAACAUCGUCUGCCAAGCCUGCAUGUUCUUUAAUAAAUUUUGUUGACUUCGAUUCGGUGGAAAAAGAACAAUAUCCAAAAGAAGGAAGCAACAAAAAUGACUCGAUAAAUGUUUAUAAUUCCAAAUAUGACGAAUUUAUUAGACUUUACGAUAAGUGGAAGUAUGAUUCACCACACAAUGAAUACGGUAUUAAGUUCUCUGAUGAACCAGCAAGACUCAACCAAAUUUCAAAUGAUACUCAAGUAAUUAGAUUCGGCACUAUGUUAGGUACGAAAUCAUACGAACAGUUGAGAGAAGCUACCAUCAAGUACCGUAGAGACUACAUCACUAGAUUGAAACAGAAACAUAUACAACAUCUGCAGCAACAGCAACAGCAACAACAUCUGCAGCAACAGCAACAGCAACAACAACAACAACAACAACAACAACAACAGCAGAAACUGCAAAACAAUCAUUCAAGUUCCUCAAACUCCCUUACAAAAUUGAACGAUUCGUUGAUUAACUCGGAAACAAAACAUAGCUCUUCUUCAACCCAGCAAAACUCAUCUUGA